Messenger RNA from Knipowitschia caucasica, 1191 nucleotides. The record is from the annotation of a GenBank genome assembly. Lineage: Eukaryota; Metazoa; Chordata; Actinopteri; Gobiiformes; Gobiidae.
AUGCUGCCUCACAGCACUGUGGGCAGCCCGGAGGACUUCAGGAGUCACGCAGAGGCCAGAGGAAACACAGAGGUCCAGGGAGGGAUCAAUACCACUAUCUUGUUCGAAGGCCCUUCUGGGGAACAGCAGCUGUCCCAUUUGGAGUUGGUCAAUGAAGGAAAAACCACCAUUUUCUACAGCUGGCAGCAGAUCCCACUGCCGCACCACUUUCCUCAUCUACUGCCACGCACAAAGAAAUUCAAUUUCUCCUUUAACUCCAGCUCUGUGUGUGACAUAGUAAAGGGGAUCCACACACCACACAGACCCAGCUCCCCUGCAGAGCUGUAUCAAACUGAAGAAGAAGAAUUUCUUUACAAAAACCCCAAGAUUUUUUAUAAAAACCAGCCAAUUGAGGACCUCAAAAGUUUGUGGUACAAAGUCCAACCAGAAAAUGAGUGGGAUUUGUCCAUCAGUACAUUGCGGCAGGCUCUGCGCUCUUUACCCGUUACUGAGGUGGAGGACGGUCUAAACCAAGAUACAGGGCUGGCCCAGCUCAACUCUGUGCUCUUACAGCUCUAUGAAGCUUCACCUCAGAUGCAACGUGCAAAAGCCGCAACUAUAGGGCAGCUGCUGUGGAGGGAGCUAUUAGACACAAUGACCAGUGAAGCUGUGAGGCUCUCGCACCUGCUCCAACUCCCAGAGAAAGAAACAUGGCUGGAUCAAGAAGAAAAUAAAAAAGAAGACAUUGUUUUGAACACAGAAUUGACUCCAAGUAUAAACGAGGAAAAGAUGGAUAAAAAAGCUGGACCUUUGUUAAGGGAGAAAAGGAGUUUGACCAAGUCUAAAAAAGACAUGAGACAUAAUGAGGACAGAAAGAAAGGAAAAGUGAGUGGCACUGACUUGGGGAAGGACAGACGGGGCAAGGAGGCUGAUGUGGAAGAUCAAGCCUCUGAAGAUCCAGCUUCUGACAUGAACCUCGCGGAUGUUUACACACGGCUCCUUCAGCAGAAGUUCACGCACCGCCCCUCUUUUACGCACCGCGCUGUGGCGGCUGUGUGCGGCUGUGCGCUCCUGCUCCUCGGCCUGAUAGGCCUAUGGAGAAAACACCGCAGCUGGGGUUACAACCUGCAUCGCACCGUCCCCGUCUGCUCCGCAGGGGACAGUGGCUCCUGCGGACCCCACCUCCCUCUGCCCUCUCCAAGAGCCACCUGA